AUGGGUCAGGGGAUGUUAUGCAGGAUUUUAUUGUUCAUGUUUCUCUGCGUCUCUGAGGGACAAUUUACCAUUUUAAAAACCUUUGGAAGACGCUCACCGGCCUCUAAACCCACAACAAGUUCAUCGCCAAGGUUCACUCUCUUGGCUCCAGAUCUGCUGAGGACCGACAGUCCAGAGAACAUCUAUCUGCAGGCUGACGGUCUGUCCAACCCGGUUACCGUCGCCAUCUCCAUCCGCCCCUUCAGUUCCAACAUCCCCCUCCUCCUGGAGUCCGUCACACUCAGUCAGGAGAAUGGCUUCCACACCCUCAAGACCAUCCAGUUACCUUCAGAUGAUUUGAAUCGAGAAGAGAAGAAGAAUAAGUUUGUGUAUCUGAAGGUAGACUUUGAGGGCCACUACUCAGAGGAAAGGGUGCUGAUGGUGUCCUUCCACUCUGGGUACAUCUUCAUCCAGACAGACAAACCCAUUUACAAUCCUGGGGAUACAGUUCGUGUCCGAGCCUUCGUGUCCGAUCCGUCUUUUAAGGCUUUUGACAGCACCAUCACUGUUGAUAUCAAGAAUCCUGACGAUGUUGUGGUUAAACAAACCUCCAGGAUGAGAGCUGUCAAUGGCAUCUUCUCAGACACUUUUCCACUGUCUGACAUUGUCAAUGAAGGAACAUGGACAGUGAUUGCAAAGUUUGACCACUGGCAGCAAAACACAUUCACCUCCCACUUUGAGGUGAAAAAAUAUGUGCUUCCUGCCUUCAACGUCACCUUGACGCCCAGGCAGUCCUUCCUCAACCUGGAGGACAACCAACUGGAAGUAGAGGUUUCAGCCAGGUAUCUGUUCGGGGAGCCGGUCCAGGGGAAGGCCUAUGUGGUGUUUGGAGUAAAGAUCAACAAAGACAUGAGGAGGUUACCUACAGUGAAGCAGGUGUCAGAUCUGGAUGGAGGAGUUGUCACACUGAGUAUGGAGGAGAUAAAAGCAGCUUAUCCUAAUAUCAGACAAUUGGUGGGACACUCUUUGUAUGUUAAAGCAUCAGUUCUCACUACGUCAGGCAGUGACCUGGUUGAAGCUGAAAAGACUGGCAUUAAAGUUGUGGAGUCUCCUUAUGUUGUGUCAUUCAGAGACAUGCCAGAGUACUUUAAACCUGGCCUACCCUUUGACUUUACGAUCCAGGUAAGUCACCACGAUGGUUCCCCAGCCAGAAACGUCCCAAUCAAGUUGACUGUACAGGCGACUGUCCUGCCCCUGGUGGUCACUUCAGGGACGACAAGAGCCUCCAUCAAUAUGCCCAACAUCCAGCGCCCCCAAGUCAUCAAAGUUGUGACCACUGAGGCUGGCCUUAGACAAGACCAACAGGCCCAAAAGCAGAUCAGUGUUGUACCAUACAUGACCUUUAACCGCCAGCAACAAAACUACCUGUACAUCUCCACGGGGGUCAACAGAGUGUCCGUGGGAGACCAACUGUCUGUGACGCUGACCAUCAAUACUGCAGACCAGAGCCACAGGGACUUCAUCCAACACAUUACCUAUAUGGUGCUCAGCAAAGGCAAAAUGGUCAGUGCUGAACGUGUGGAUGUGACUGGUCAGGUGUUCACCAGAGUCACACUGAUGGUCACCCCUCAGAUGAUGCCAUCAUUUCGGUUUGUAGCUUUUUACACCAUUCCUUGGACCAGGGGUGAGGAGGUCGUGGCAGACUCCAUCUGGGUGGAUGUGUCUGAUACCUGUGUUGGAGGGCUGAGUGUGGGUCCAGUGGAUGGCAUAGGUAGAGACUACAGCCCUGGGCGCAGCUUCGGUUUUAAACUCAGAGGAGAUCCGGGGUCAAAGGUCAGCCUGGUGGCAGUGGACAACGCCGUGUAUCUGCUGAAAAAUGACAGACUUACACAGAAAAAGAUUUGGGAUGUUGUGGAGCACAGAGACUUCGGCUGCACCCGAGGUGGAGGCCGAGAUGCCAGGAGGGUUUUCACCGAUGCAGGACUGCUCUACGACUCCAGUUCUGGGUUUAAAACACCAAGCAGGCAGGUCCUGCAGUGUCCAGGAAGUACCAGAAGGAGGCGUUCUGUGGAUCUGCUGCAACGUAAAGCCCAGUUAGAGAGUCUCUAUACGGAAAAGCUGCAGCGUCGCUGCUGUAAGGAUGGCCUCAGAGAAAUCCCCAUGCCGUACUCCUGCACACGACGCUCCCUCUACAUUACAGAGGGAUGGGAAUGCAUCCGGGCAUUCCGUUAUUGCUGCGCCACCUACCGGGACCAAGUGUUUGACACUGAAAUCCCAACCACCCCUCCACCCACCACCCCAGCACCCACCACCCCAGCACCCACCACCUCAGCACCCACCACCACAAGCAGACGACGCAUGUUUAGUUUCAGUCCAAUGGACAUAGCUCCACGAGUUAACUUUGCACGCUUUGGCCUGGAACCUAGACUCCUUGGAAUGGCAGAAGUCCCCUUAAAAGAAGAAAGCUACCGUAUGUACAACAAGCCUGUAGAGCGUGUUGAGAUUCAUUCUUUUAAGGAGGAGGAGGUGGAAGAGGAGGAGGAGGAAGAAGAAGAGGAAGAGUGGGAGGACAUGGAUGAGACUCAGGUGUAUCUACGUUCCAAGUUUUAUGAGUCUUGGCUGUGGAUGGAUGUUGACCUGCCCAAUACUGUUGACAGAGAUGGGUUGGCGUCUAAGACUGUGGACCACCCCUUACCUGACAGCAUCACAGAGUGGGGGAUUCUGGCUGUUAGUUCAUCCCCUCAUACAGGUUUUUGUGUUGCUGACCCUUACAACGUCAAAGCGGUGAAGAAAUUCUUUGUGGACCUGAAGCUGCCGUAUUCGGUCGCAAGGAAUGAACAAGUGGAGAUAAAAGCAGUGGUGCACAACUACCUGGACAUGGACCUGCAUGUGAGGGUGGUGCUGAUGAAGACAAACGACAUGUGCAGCAUCGCCUUUAAAGACCGACACACACAGGAAAUAUCAGUUCCAGCCCGUUCAUCUGUAGCCGUGCCUUACACCAUCGUACCUCAGGUGGUGGGGAAGCUUCCUAUUGAGGUGAUGGUGGUGAACAGGGACAUGACAGGACAAGACCGCAUCCAGAAGUUACUUCGGGUGGUGCUGGAGGGUGUGCAGAAGACUGAAGUCUGGAGUACAGUUUUAAACCCUACCGCUGAAGGAGGAACGCAGAAUGUUCAUAUGGGCAAGAUUGAACUAAGAUCAGUUGUUCCGAACUCUGUUCCAGAGACUUUCCUCAAUAUCAGAGGCAACGUGUUGGCAGACAGCAUCGAUAACUCUAUCAGUGAGGACUCUCUGGCGUCUCUGAUCCGGAUGCCUGGGGGAUGUGUGGAGCAGAACUUAGCGUCCAUCACUCUGCCCCUCAUCGCCACACUCUACCUGGAUCGAACCAAUGACUGGGAGAGCGUGGGGGUGCAGCGUAAGGCCGAAGCUUUGCGAUACAUCCGGAGAGGAUAUGAGAAACAGCUGGUGUACAGAAAGAGUGACGGCUCUUACCCCCCCUAUAGCAAAGAAGGUGCAAGUACAUGGAUCACAGCUUACGUGGUGAAGGUUUUCUCCAUGGCUCAUUCCAUUAUUGGCAUCAAUGAGCAGCAGGUGUGCGAGCCUCUGCUUUACCUGCUGAAGAACAAACACCGAGCCUCUGAGGGGAACUUCGUAGAGGAUAAUCCAGUCUACGACACCACCAUGACUGGUGGUCUCCGUGGUGACGACCCUAAGACGACCCUGACGGCCUUCGUCUUCAUAGCACUCGCGGAGGCGAAGCAGGCGGGGAUCCAGUGCAACAGCCCAGACGUGAAUGUGGAGUCAGCAAUGCGUAAGACAGCAGAUUAUCUGAAGAGGGCGCUGCAGAUCCCCAGGAGGCCGUACACAGUGGCCAUCGCUUCCUAUGCACUGGCUCUGAUGAGAACUACGUACCCCUUCGACUCUACACCAGCUUUAAUGAAAGCUGCAGCUCCAGAUGGCAGCCACUGGGCCGACAGCGACAACACACUGUACAGCCUGGAGGCCACAGGCUACGCCCUGUUGGCCUUGGUGAAGCAGGGACGGAUGGAUGAGGCUUCGGCACCCUUCCUUUGGUUGAACGGCCAGCGGAGGAGGGGCGGCGGCUUUGGGUCCACUCAGCCCACCAUGGUGGUUCUCCAUGCUCUGUCUGAGUACAUGAUCCACAGACCUCCUCCUGUGGAUCUCACACUGGAUGUAGACGUCAACAUCGUGGGACGCAGCGGCCUCCGCUACCACUUCAACCCCAGCACCGCCUACGCCGCUCGCUCCACCAGGUUACCUGCCCUUAAUGCAGAUCUUGCAGUACAGGCUCGAGGAAAUGGACAGGGAAUACUGGAGGUCGUGACCCAUUACAACCAGCUGCCUGAGGUGGAUGAGCAAAUGCCCUGCAACAACUUUGAGCUCAACGUCUCCAUUGCAGAAUCCAGUGAAAAACCUCCAGCAGAUGUUGAGAAGUCUUAUGAGUUCACUAUCAAAGUCAGGGCUCUGGGCUCCAGAGAUGUGCGGAUGGUGGUUCUGGAUAUCAGCCUCCCCACUGGCUUCACUCCAGAAAACGCUGACCUGGAGCGGUUGUCCAACUCUGUGGAUCGAUAUAUCAGUAACUUCCAGAUUGUUGAUAACCUGAGUGACAGAGGCUCCCUGAUCGUCCACCUGUUCAAGGUGUCUCACAAAGAACCUGAGAUCCUGAUCUUCAGACUUCAGCAGAGCUUCAGAGUGGGCCUCCUCCAGCCGUCACCAGUUACUGUCUAUGAGUAUUACAACCCAGACCAUCGCUGCAGUCGGACAUACACUCCCACUGAGGAUAAGGAGGAGCUCACUCAGAUCUGCAGGGAAAACGUCUGCCGCUGCACACAGGGUGACUGCUGCAUUGCCAAAACUGACAGUGAAAACUUCCCUAAUAAGGAGAGAGAGACAUUUGCCUGCAUGAGCUUACACCAUGUUUUCCAGGUGAAGGUGUUGAAUGUCAGCAGGAGUUACUACGACAAGUAUGAGAUGGAGAUAACGCAAGUUAUCAAGUUGGGUGAGGAGGCAGGAGUUGAAACAGGACAAACCAGGUUUUUCAUGUCUCAUGGAGGCUGCAGAGAUGGACUCAACCUGCAGGAGGGGUCCUUGUACCUCAUCAUCGGCCCCCAGCGGGACAAGUGGGACAUAGACAGUACCACUAACAGAUAUACGUACAUGUUAGGAAAGGACACCUGGGUGGAGCGCUGGCCCUCGCCUGCAGACUGUGAAAGUAAUCCCAACCUGAUGAUCAAGUGUACUAAUCUUGACGAAGCUGCAUAUGAACUGUCUGUCAACGCUUGCAGACUGUAG
Messenger RNA from Sphaeramia orbicularis (orbiculate cardinalfish), 5292 nucleotides. Its product is annotated as A.superbus venom factor 2-like. Gene Ontology annotation, molecular function: endopeptidase inhibitor activity; protein binding. The coding region runs from base 1 to 5292 and encodes 1763 amino acids. The transcript has 42 exons. NCBI's taxonomy places the organism in Eukaryota, Metazoa, Chordata, Actinopteri, Kurtiformes, Apogonidae. Gene Ontology annotation, cellular component: extracellular region. The record is from RefSeq and is a predicted model, not a curated record.